Messenger RNA from Closterium sp. NIES-67, 1729 nucleotides. NCBI's taxonomy places the organism in Eukaryota, Viridiplantae, Streptophyta, Zygnematophyceae, Desmidiales, Closteriaceae. The record is from the annotation of a GenBank genome assembly.
GGAGUCUAGGGGUUUUCUCGGAGGAACCUUGCUACAUUGCUUCACUGCUAGUCGGAGGAACCCCAGAGAUUCCCGCCGCUUCUGGCGCGUUCGGGCAGGCGAAGAAUAUAGAGUGACCAAGCGAUUCUCGCUGGCGUUUUUCUGCCUCGCCCCGACUAGAUCGCGAUCAGUUUCCUGCCCUUGAAAUAUGAAUCGAGCAACUUGUAGGGAAAAAGCUCCGGGCUUCUGUCUGCCUCCCCUAGCGCUCGUCGAGACACUCAUUCUUCUGCAAGGAGGCACGCUAUUUUCGUAGGACUCUGAAAACGCGAUCUGACCAUGCGGGCAGCGGAAGUCAAAUUUCUCGCGCCGAAGCCCUGCCCGAACCCUCCGAGAGAUUCGAUCAGCCAGCAAAAUCGUUUGAAAUGUUUGCCCAGAAAAUUCCUUUCGAGCCGGGCAGCAUGUUAGCACACUGCUCAGAAGUUCCCCCAGGCUGCGAGUCGGGCAGCUGGCCCAGAAAUCUCGUUCCUCCCAUUCCGUCCGUCGGGCAGUCCCUUGUGUUCCUCCUCUCCCUCUCAUCUGCCUGUCUCCUCCGCUCGCCUCACCUACAAAGCUGCAGUCCCACCACCCAGUCAUUUCAGUCUCUUUUUCGGAUUCCUUCAGCCUUUUCAGCAAGCUCGAGCCUCCUGUUCUUCUCGCCUAUUCGGUGCUACUACCGCUGAAGCUCUGCUCUCAGAGCUUCUAACUUCUCGUUUGUUUCUCCUUCUCGAAUUCCGCUAACUUUUUAUGGGCGCUGAGCAAAGGUCCUUCGCUGAACUUCUUAGCCUCUGGAGGAGCCGGACUGAACCGCUGCAGACGCGGGUUCAAAAUCCGCUGGUCUCGUCGACUCCCCGUCUGGCUGCAGAGGAGGAGGAUUCGCAGAUUAUGGCUUCUGAUGACGGCAUGGAAGUUGGAUUUGCUGCAGAGAACAAGGACUUGCGGAUUGAAAGCGAGCAGAGCAGCACCUGCAGCAACGACAGCAGCACUGCUGACGACGCUAGCAGCGCCUGCAGCCACAACACCAGCACCUGGAGUAACGAGAGCAGCACUGCUGAAGACAGCAUCAUGACUCUUCUGAGCAACUCGAGCAGCAGCUUCGGUGAUGUUAUCUGCAGCGGUAACAUCCUUACCGAGGUUACCAGUGCUUUCAACAGCAACUGCAGCUGUGACUUGAGCAGUGACUUCAACAGUCCUGGCUUCAACGGUGUCAGUUCGUCUGCACUGACUGCAGAUGCGGCUGCUGUUGUGGAAUCCGCUUCAACCACUCGCCUGCUGGUUGCAGCUCAGAGCUCAGUCACGAAAGUGUCUCUGGCCAGCUUGAGGCUGCUGCCUUCUCGCAUUCCCAAGCCUGGCAGCACACGAGCACCUGAUGUGAAGGCUGCUCCUGUGGAGAAGCACACACUGAAAACAUCUGCUGCUUUUGAGUGUGGUCAGGAAGACGCAGCACAGAGGCAACAGGGGAGAGUUGGUCUGAAGUGUGUGGUGAGGAAGGGCCCUGUCAGGCUGACAAGGUCACCAUCACCGGCAAUAAGGCCUCCCUGGAGGCCUUGAAGGCGGACCAUUCAUGGCUGUACUAGUGUGUGAUGUACUGCUGUGCUCCUGAUAUGGUAGCAAGCACUAUGUAGGUGGUACUAGCUUUGUACAAUUCUUUACCUGCUGUAUUUCUGGUUAUGAAUCUUUGUACUGGAGGCCAUGAUUGGCUGUUUGUAUAAUU